CGUCGCCGGGCCGGCCGGGGCGCAUCGCCAGCGCCGCCGCCGCCGCCAUGAGGACGCCCGGCGAGGUGCUGCGCGAGGGCGAGCUGGAGAAGCGCAGCGACAGCCUGUUCCAGCUGUGGAAGAAGAAGCGCGGCGUGCUCACCCCCGACCGCCUGCGCCUGUUCCCCGCCGGGCCGGGCGCGCGCGCCAAGGAGCUGCGCUUCCACUCCAUCCUCAAGGUGGACUGCGUGGAGCGCACCGGCAAGUACGUCUACUUCACCAUCGUCACCACCGACCGCAAGGAGAUCGACUUCCGCUGCGCGGGCGAGAGCUGCUGGAACGCGGCCAUCACGCUGGCGCUCAUCGACUUCCAGAACCGCCGCGCCCUGCAGGACUUCCGCAGCCGCCAGGAGCGCGCCGCGCCCGCCGCGCCCCCCGAGUCCCGGCCGGCCCGCGCGCCCUGAGCGCCGC
Herpailurus yagouaroundi (jaguarundi) is the source of this 450-nucleotide messenger RNA. It is a transcript of the gene PHLDA2, whose product is annotated as pleckstrin homology like domain family A member 2. NCBI's taxonomy places the organism in Eukaryota, Metazoa, Chordata, Mammalia, Carnivora, Felidae. Gene Ontology annotation, molecular function: phosphatidylinositol phosphate binding. Gene Ontology annotation, biological process: positive regulation of apoptotic process; placenta development. The record is from RefSeq and is a predicted model, not a curated record. The coding region runs from base 48 to 443 and encodes 131 amino acids. The transcript has a single exon.